UAGCUCCAUUAUUUGAAAAUGAGAAAAGCACCCUUUCCUAAUCACAACCAACAAGUAAGACCAGUUUUAUGUCCUUGUUUGUUCAAUAUAGACAGUUUUUUCUGGUGAUUGGGGAUUUGUUAAGCAUUGUGUUGUGAAAAAGAAUGACAUUCAGUGAAGACUAUUGACACUGUGCAGCUCGUCAAACCCUUCACCAAGAUGAAAAACCUUAAAUACUGAAGCAACGGAGACGAACAAAGGUUUCAAAAGCAAAAUCACCAACUUAUCUCUGAGCAUUAAACCGUCACCGAGGAUUUGGUCUUUAUGUAAAUAAAUUUGAAUAACUAUGUUAUUAUUGUCAGUGUGUGCAACAUUCACAGUCUUGACAUUAUCAGUGACAUUACUGCAAGUGCAGUUUCAAAUAAAUGCCUGGACUCUGCUCUUCUUGGGCUCCCCAGCAACACACCCGCCAAGUUUGAAGUCGGUCAGAUGAAGUGGAUAUCAAAAUAAAUCGUCAGUCAGUCAGACAGUGAUAACUGGAUUCAUUAGUACGAUAAUAGUAAAAAAAAAUCCUGUUUUGGCAGAGAAUGUUUUUUUUUAACUAAAACUAAUUUAUAUGUUUAUACAACUAUUUGUUUAUCGUGAAAAUAAAGUUCAAUGAAAUGAAAUUUGUUUUUUCUUUCCCUCACAGCGUUACAUUCGUCUGACAGGGUUUGUCACUGGAGCAGUGUAGAAUAUGUAUGAAGAGUUACUGAGGUCAAAUUAACAAUAGCACAGUGCAUUAAUAUUACUGAUGUAUUAAAAUCAUUUGGUUUUUUUUAGAUGGUUCAAGUGGAGCUAAGUUAAGUUUUACAUGCCCAGCUCAGACAAUAAAAUGACAUAUUUCAUUGGCUCAUCAUAGGUUUCGUAUAUAGAAAAAAAAGAGUCAAAAGUGCAAUAUUUGUCUUUGAAAUGUUGUGAAUUAUUAAUGGAAACUCAAAAUUGUAGAACAGUGCUUCAGUAAAUGUACAUUAUUUUUCUACAAAGUGAAUUUGUGUAAUAGUAUUUUAUUUUGAGCAAAAAAGAGCAACCAGGUAAAAAAAAAGAGAUUGUUUCCAGUAUUUGGAUCUGCACAUACAUCACAUUAUCGAAAAUGUCAAAUGUUUAACCAGUGAUGAAAACCUGAACCUCGCACCGUCUAAUCUGAUACUUCUUCACUUACGCAGCCUGCAGUUUUAAUUUUAACCUCUUAUUGAAUAUCUAAGUGUGGCUCCCCCACCUUUACUCCACCUGAGCUCUUUUCCCUGCACCACCUUCCUUGUGAAUGAAAUGACAGUGGACCUGUUGGUCCGCGGCCCUCAGGUUGGGAACCACCGCAGCGGGCUCGACCUGACUCCGUUCAGCAAAAAACUGUUUAGGUUUGGAUGCACAGAUAAAUACAACUUGAUUUGCAGCAAGUGGGAUGAAUUGAAGAAAAAUUCUGAUCACUACUUAUUUUUUUCCAGCGAAAAAACUUAAAACAAGUUCCUAUGUGGAUGUAGUUUUACAUCCUCGGUUCAUGGCAUCGAUCCUCUCCAGAGUCGACGUGUACAGCCGAGGAGACGAGGGCUGCUCCUUCGUCCAAUCAGCUGCCGUGUUCGUCCCGUCGUACGAUGCUCUCGCGCGUUCUGGUCACGAUGGCUCGUUUUCAUCAGUUCCCAGCGCAGCGCGUCCGCGGCCGCUCCACGCCUCCGUCGGUGGGCGAGGAAGAAACGAGUGCACUGUGGAAGGAACUGCGCACUUUUCCUCGCGGGGCUCUCAUGCCGACCGGUUGGAACACAGCGUCGCCCUGACGACGACGAUGAUGCCCGGCGCAGAUGCUGCGGCACAAAGGAGCGGUGGGGCCCAGAGGACCGCGGUGCCGCGCGCCGUGGCGCUUUUGCAGUUGUUACGCAGCUGUCCAGCCUCCUCCUCCUCCUCCUCCUCCUCCUGUGAUCCAACCAUCGCCUCAGAGAACAUGUCUCCCGGUGCCUGCCCGCAGCCCGCAGCGUUUGGACCAGCCCUGGAGGCCAGCACGCCCGGAUCGGAGGACGUUUGGAUAACGAUUUCUUAAAUUUUUGGCACUUAAAAACCAUCCGUUUGAAGACUCCAGCCAUGGGUGAUGAGAGCAGCGUGUCUCGGCAGAUCGAGGGUGUGGAGAGGGGCACGGUGUUCCUCAGGCAGGAGCACCUCGCGUUGCUCCACGGCCUCCACCUGGAGAUCCUCUCCCUGCAGAAGAGAUGCUCAGAGUUGACGAGUGAGUUGAAGGUGAAGCCUUCAGGCAGGAGCCAAAUAGAGUCGCAGGAGGACGAGGAGCUCCUGGAGGCCCGCUGUCGCGACGUGGAGCACCGCCUGGCAGACCAGGAGUACACCUAUGGAGAGCUUCGUGACGAGCUGGGUCACAAGGGGGCGCUGGUGGGAGCCCUCCGAGCUAACCUCAAAGAAAAGGAGCGUCAUUUCCUGGAGGAGCUCAAACGCCGCAGCCACUGUUCGACAAUCCUUAACACAGAGCUGCAGAAACAAACAGAGGCAGCGGCGUACCUCUCCUUCCAGCUGCAUGCUGCGAGGCAGAAACUGCACCACCAGCGGAUGCAGCAGAGGCAGGUACUCCUCUCCAGAGCCAACAGUCAGGGGGCCCAGUACGGUGCCGGGGAGAACUCUGUUUCUCCACAUUUGCCGUCAGGAGCCUCCCCUUCCUCCCCUGUGGUCAAACCCAAGCGUAAGAACGCCAGGGCAGCUUCGAGGGCGGAGCGUGCCCGGGAAUGUGUGCCCAUGGAGAGAGUGAUGGGCCCUGCAGAACCCACGGCCAUGCCGGACCCUGCGCUCUUCCUUCACCCGCGAAGACACAGAGCUCGCUCCAGGCACACUGUGGCACAAAGACAGCCUCCGCUAGACCUGGAGAAUGAGGAUGAGGAUGAGGAAGGAGGAGUCGAGGGCCCAGUGGAGCCCCAGGAGGAAGCUGCCAGACUGGUUUCUUCAGCUGCAGUGCCCCCUGCUGCUGAGGCGAAGGCAGAUUAGCACCUACUGUGAACUGUGCUUUUUACUGCAGUGUGAUCGCUGUAUAAUUAUCUCAUGUCAGACUGUUAACACUGUUGUUCUGCACCUUGACUACAUUGAUACUGAGACUGGUUUUAGCUAUUGAAUUAUAUUACUCUUACCAUAGAAACUUUUUUUUAAAUGGACUUUGAUAUAACCGUAAUCAACAAAGCAAAAAUCUGUGUCACUUUCAGUCAUUCUCAAAUUAAAUUAGAAUUAUCUGUUUACACUGGUGCCACAUGCUCUAUAUACUGUGGGGCCUUAUUUCAAAGCAAUCCCUUUUAGAUUUACGGCGAGGGUGCAUUUGACUAGGGUAGCAGCCAUUCUGGGUGGACUACGAGCCCAGCUUUUUGGCUCAACCAACUGUGACAUUUCAAGGCCAACCAUAAAUCUCUCCAUGUGCCCAAAUAUUUGUGUGGCCUGCUGAAAAUAUCUGAAGUAUCGGACUGUGUGAGUCCUCCAUGUGAUGAUUUUAAGGAAGUAUGUCUCUCUCACUUAGAAACAGUAACUUAGUUAUUUUGCUUUUAGUUAACCUUGUUAAAAAUCUAUAACUACUUAACACCACUCUGUUACCUUAUAAAUCCAGUGUGAUGGUCUUACAUAUUAUACCUUAUCUACAGAACGGACUUUCUGAUUGGCCAUAAGCCCGUACGACAGAAGACAAUGCUACAGGAAACCCUACUCAACUGGCUGGACAACAGUAUAAAAGGUAGCUGUAGCAACAAUCAAACCUUUUCCACAACAGACAUUUUGACAUUAGCAGGAGACAUACGUGUUCGUAAUGACAGUAAUGAUGGCUUCAUUCCACCGAGGUGUUUCAGCCAUGUGCCAGGAUGCACAAUACCAGGACUCUGAACCUGCUGAACCAAAUGGAAUUUAUGAUGUUACCAGUGACACGUGUACUGUACAAGUGAAAAUGCCUGAAAAUAUCUAUUAGGUAAUCACAGUUUCGGCAGACAAGGAACAAAAAUUGGAUCAUGAUUUAAGACCACGGCCGACCUCUAUUUCUUUGGCAAUCGUCCAUAAUAUAACGAACUUAAAGGUUAUGUCACUCUGCUCCACGUUAUUUCCACAAACCUCUUUUUACUUUUAUAAUUACUCUUUUAUCAUUCCUCUUAUUAUUAUUUAUUUCAGAACACACGUUCAUAACACAGGAUGUUGUAAUUAUCUUCCAAUUAAAUUGCAACUGAUAAGUGAUUUAUAUGUCAGUUGUUAGCUGUUUCUUCGAGAUGAAAACUAAAUGUGCUUCUUUAAUCAGUGCCUGUUGUGUGUGGAUGAUGGGUCAGUCAGCAGUAGUAGUGUUUCCCUCCUGGGCUAAGCAACACAGUAUGUAGCCUGUAUGUUUUAGUAUAAGAUACACACUGACGCAAAAGUGUGCAGCUAUUCCUGCUUGGUAUAAACAGGCCACAUACAGGUUAUAAUCAGCUCUGACUCGCUGGACCAUGCAUUUUACACUGGUUUGUGUACUAAACACACACACACACACACACACAAAUGACAACAACUUCAGUGUUUGAGGUCGAAAUGGACACACAAGAACAUGACUGUCGGUUGAGGUGUGUUGAGGUGUAAUUAAGACUGGCCUGAGUGAUGGUGUACUUGCAAUGCGUUCCUUUUAUUUUAUACACAAAUCCCCAAAGAAGCUGUAAAAGACACGAAGGCAGACUCAGUUGAAAGAUAUUUACGGAGUGUGUGACGACUCUCCUAUGUUAUAGAAUCAUCCACUCUCCUGUUAUAAAAUGAUGUGCACAUGCUGGCCCCUAGUGUAACAAUUUGCAAAUAUCAUCUUGUUGGGGGGGUUACAUUUUAAAUAACUACAUUUAAUGUAUGACAUACUGUCGAUUUUAUUGCUUACAUGUAUCAGUGCUGAUUAUUAAUUGGCUGUUGUUCGAUCAAAACCCCAAUGUAUUUACUGCCUUAUUAUGGAGGAGUUACGGAUGUAAAAGUGCGGAAACAAAGAACAUUUCUGGACUCAAGUAUUUAGUCCUUUUAUUUCAGCGACACUUUUAUAAGAUGCAUUGCAUUUAAAGGUUUACUGUAUUUAAUAUGGCAUUUCAGAUAUUUUUGAUUCGGUUGAUAUUUGAGCCAUGACCUAACUGAACAUCAGUAACUGCAGUCGGCAUCUCGGAAAUGAACUUUCCUGUAAGAAUGAAUUUAAUCGUGAUUAGAUGCUGGGAGGCUUUUUUUUCUCGCCUUCUCCAGCUACUAGUUAGAAAUAUAGGACGUUUUAGUAGCAAAUGUUAAAUAAAGCAAUAUAUCAAUAUAUUUAUAUAUUAUUAGUAGGUCACAUCACCCGGAUUAAGUACACUUGAGAUGUUAAAAUAGAUUAUAUGAUUGUUUACAUUUGUAUAUUGUAACUGUUGAGCUCAGUAUGUUUUGCUGAAUAUUUUUCUGAAUUGUCAAAACGGAUUGUUUUGAUUUUAAAAGGUUCUGUUGGUUGUCACUGAAUCUUCUAUCACUAUUAGUGAUGUCACAGUUUAUAGGAGGCAUGUACAAGUAGUGGAAUCAAUAAUGUGUUAUACGUAAAGCAAAUAGGCACAUUUUAUGCCACAUGACUGGAUGAAAAACUUUUCAUUCACCUCUCAGCUUGUAAGCCAUUAGCAUAACUGUGUGCACUAUUCUUCCGCAAGUUUGAUGAGACUGUAGGGGACAAAAGGACAAAGCUGUAAUUUUAAACUGGGGGUUUGUUUUUCCGGAACAUAGACUGUUAGACUUCAUCACUCCACUCGUCAUCUAUAAGAAAACGGCAGGUAUAUUAUAUCCAUACGCCUUUCAUACUCCAUUUAACACAACAUCAUACCAUAACUUCACAUUUCAAUAUGCUUUGGGUAUUACGUAAGAGCUUCCAAAAAAAAUCAAAAUACUGGCGACUGUGUGCACUCUGGCUGCAGUUUAUGCAACUCUUAGAUUGAUGACUUGUUUAUCUGCCUUUAGGGAAAAUGCUAAUGAGCCAAAGAGGCCCACUACUAAAAUGAACAUGAAGACGGAUUGGUGUGAUGCCUUAAGGAAGAUGUUUUUUCACGAAUAUUUCAGCUAAAUCUUCACCGCCUGAUUGGUUUUUCUCUACUCUUCUGAGCAUGUCUAACUUUCACUCAAACAUAGCGAGAGUAGUUAAUUUACUCACACCCACAGAUAAUGUCUUACAUCUUUCUAAAUGCCUAUAAAUAACCAUAAUCCUCGUAAUAAUUAUGCUUACAAAUGUCAGCAGCAGCCGCAUCUGUCGUCCGUCAACCCCCUUUCCCGGUCUUAUCCUGGUUGAGGUCAGAAAAGUUUAUUUUGCAUUUUACAGAAACAUUUCAGAGGACUGUGUGUGGCACCAUCAAGCAUCUUGUUUGACAUGUUAUGUGGGCUCUAGCAAUAAUGCUGUGUGGUACCCGGCGUGAGAAGCAGAGAGGUGCUGCUCUGGCUCUGAGCAUAAGCUACUGACUGGUUACCGCAUAUACUGUGUUAGCUUCCUAUAGUGGUCUACCUGAUCGGAAUAAAAUGAAGGAUUGUCUAGUC
This is a messenger RNA of Scophthalmus maximus (turbot), 6513 nucleotides long. It is a transcript of the gene ccdc92ba, whose product is annotated as coiled-coil domain containing 92Ba. The transcript is spliced from 4 exons. Lineage: Eukaryota; Metazoa; Chordata; Actinopteri; Pleuronectiformes; Scophthalmidae. The record is from RefSeq and is a predicted model, not a curated record. The coding region runs from base 2092 to 2994 and encodes 300 amino acids.